Blepharisma stoltei is the source of this 201-nucleotide messenger RNA. NCBI's taxonomy places the organism in Eukaryota, Ciliophora, Heterotrichea, Heterotrichida, Blepharismidae. The record is from the annotation of a GenBank genome assembly.
AUGCAAGCAUUUAGACGAUUAUUCAAGCUCUCAGUUCCAAUGAGAGAAGCUGUACAGGAAACAAGCGUGCAAUACAAAAUAGCUGUACCUGCCCCAAAGAUACCUGCUGGAAAGAAAGUCAAAGUUAAAGGAGAAGUUUGGGCAGCUUUAGCAAACUAUAAAGCAGCAAUGGCAAAGAAGAGCAUAAAAGAAAAACUGUAA